AUGUCUGGCUUUGAUUUCACAGACCGCGCACAGAACUCUCUGGCCGCGGCAUUUCAACUAGCGAAAGAUUAUGCACAUGCACAACUAGCGCCUUCGCACAUCGCGCUAGCUUUACUUAAUGAUGAUACCUCUAAUUCAACAGGCGUGCAAAGCACGAAUAAAGACUCACAGUCGCUCUUCAAGAGCAUCUGUGAAAAGACCGGCGUCAGUGUUCCAGACUUGGAGAACAAGCUACGUGCGGCACUACGGAAGAUCCCACAGCAAUCGCCUGCCCCUGACGAUGUGAGUUUGACGGGGGCCGCAAGUAAGAUUAUGAAGAACGCUCAGCAAUACAAGACACAGCAGCGGGAUGCGUUUAUUGCACAGGACCACGUGCUUCUUGCGUUGCUGGAAGACUCGAGCAUAAACAAUAUGCUGAAGGAGGCCGGCCUUGCAAACCCGGACCUCAUGAAGAAUGCCAUUACACAAGCGCGUGGUGGCCGACAUAUUGACUCGAAAACAGCUGAAGCUGGCUACGAUGCGAUGGGCAAAUACUGUACUGACCUCACGGCCCUCGCCGCGGAAGGCAAGCUGGACCCUGUAAUUGGUCGUGACAAUGAGAUCCGCCGCGUUGUUCGUGUCCUGUCGCGACGAACGAAAAACAAUGCUGUGUUGAUUGGUAGUCCGGGUGUGGGUAAGACCGCGGUUGUGGAAGGACUGGCACAACGUGUUAUUGAUCGCGAUGUGCCUCCAAAUCUGCUUGGCAAGAUCUAUUCCCUCGACAUGGGCGGAUUAAUGGCUGGUGCCAAAUACAAGGGUGAAUACGAGGAACGUGUAAAGGCGGUGCUAAGUGACAUUGAAAAGAUGACCAAUGAUGGCACACCAUGCAUUUUGUUCAUCGACGAAAUGCACCUCAUGAUGGCUGGCAAGGGCGGUGAUACUGGCAUGGAUGCCGCAAACCUGCUGAAGCCCAUGUUGGCGCGUGGCAAGCUGCGCUGCAUCGGUGCAACGACGCUGAAUGAGUACCGUCAGAGCAUCGAGAAGGAUGCAGCCCUUGAGCGCCGCUUUCAGCAAGUCAUCGUCGAAGAACCUACGGUCGAGGACACGAUAGCGAUCUUGCGUGGACUCCGGGAGAAGUAUGAAGUGCACCAUGGUGUGCGCAUCCUCGACGCUGCGGUUGUAUCGGCUGCCCAGCUUGCUAAGCGCUACCUUACAGCGCGCAAGCUCCCUGACUCGGCUAUUGACCUGGUCGACGAAAGCUGUGCGGAUGUAACUGUGUCGCGCGAAACUGUGCCAGAAGCCAUCGACACUUUGGAACGCCGCAAGGUACGCCUGCAAAUUGCCAUGACGGCGCUGGAGCGUGAAAAAGACCCGCAAAGCAAGGAACGACUUGAAGAAACCCGCCAAGAACUUGCUCAUUUGGACGACGAGCUCGCGCCGAUGAAGGCGGAGUUUGAGGCGCAACGUGCUAAGGGAGACGAGCUGAACAAUGUGCGUCGCAAGAUCGAGGAGCUUCGUGCCAAGGCGAGUGAUGCAGAGCGUCGCUACGACCUCGAGACAGCAAGUGACCUUAUGUAUUAUGCGAUUCCCGACUUGGAGAAGCGAGCGGAGCAGCUGCAAGAGCAAGCACGGAAAGACGAGGCGGAAGGCAAGACAAGCCAGGCGAACACGGUGACGAGCGAAAACAUCGCAUCGAUUAACCGACCGAUUGCGAGCUUCUUGUUCUGCGGCCCGUCGGGCACGGGUAAGACGCUCAUGAGCAAGACGCUCGCCUCUUACAUGUUCGACGAUCCCGAUGCGAUGGUUCGCAUUGACGCGAGCGAGUACUCUGAGAAGCACAGUAUUUCGCGCCUGAUCGGAGCACCACCGGGCUAUGUGGGCUUUGACGAGGGUGGCGUGCUAACAGAAGCGGUGCGGCGCCGGCCAUUCUCAAUUGUGCUGAUCGAUGAGAUCGAGAAGGCCGCACGCGAAUUCGUGCAGCUGUUCCUUCAGGUGUUGGAUGAAGGACGUCUACAGGACAGUCAGGGGCGCCUUGUUUCGUUCCGCAACACAAUCAUUAUCAUGACGAGUAACUUGGGCUCAAGCUUCAUCAACGAGUCUGAGGACGAGGACCUGACAGAGUCUGUGCGCCAACUCGUGCAAGGAGCGAUUUCGGCACAUUUCCCGCCAGAGUUCAUCAACCGAAUCGACAGCAUAGUGACAUUCCGCAAACUUGGACGUGUUGAUGUGCGCCGGAUCGUGGAUAUCCGCAUCAAGGAGCUGCAAAAGAGACUCAUUGAGAACGGACGCCAGUCGCGACUCGUUGUGGACGAAGAGGCGAAAGACUGGCUUGGCAGUAUCGGAUAUUCGCCGACCAUGGGAGCGCGUCCCCUGGGCCGUGCGAUCCAGGACCAGCUGCUGAACCCACUAAGUAUGCUUAUUCUUCGAGGCCAAAUCCACAAUGACGAUCCUGAAAUCCACAUCUCAUUCGACAAGUACCGCAAUGCACUCACGGUGCAGGCAAAUCAUGAGGCAGUGGCCGGCUUCUUGGAUGACGACGAUGUUGACAUGGACGAGGACGAUUUAGAAGACCCAUUAGAUUAA
Molecule: messenger RNA, 2562 nt
Organism: Malassezia globosa CBS 7966
Lineage: Eukaryota; Fungi; Basidiomycota; Malasseziomycetes; Malasseziales; Malasseziaceae
Exons: 2
Coding region: 1-2562 (853 amino acids)
Biological process (GO): cellular response to heat
Cellular component (GO): cytoplasm
Molecular function (GO): ATP hydrolysis activity; ATP binding
Source: RefSeq, a predicted model, not a curated record